Gastrolobium bilobum is the source of this 535-nucleotide messenger RNA. RefSeq lists its product as uncharacterized. The transcript is spliced from 2 exons. Bases 96 to 326 code for a protein of 76 amino acids. NCBI's taxonomy places the organism in Eukaryota, Viridiplantae, Streptophyta, Magnoliopsida, Fabales, Fabaceae. The record is from RefSeq and is a predicted model, not a curated record.
UAAAAAAAUUAACCGAACCUAUUUACACCGUCGUUCCUGCCAGCAUAGAUCAGUGCAUUCCGAGUUGGAUAGUUGAGUUUGUGAAUCGGCGUGCGAUGGCGUUGACGAACUUGGUGCUGACGGUAGCCGGUGUGAGCGACGUCGUUCUUCUUCUGAGGAGUGAUGUGAAGCAAUCUGCAUCCAUAUUCAAGCGCAACGUCAAGCACAUUCGCCGGUGGCUAGAAGAAGAAAGCGCCACUUCUUCCAAGGUCAUGGAGAAGUCCACUGCAAAAGAACUGGAAUCAAAGGUUCCUCCAAAAGACAUUCCUAAGGAGGACAAGCACUAAUGUUUAUGCAGGUGGUGGGGAUGUUUAAUGCAGUGAUUUUGUUGUUUCAUUGUGUUUCUCUCUUACUGUCUUUUAAUAUAUACAUAUUUUAUUUUAUUUUUUAAAAAACUAAAAUGUAUUCUUCAUCAAUGUCUGUAAAUAUAACCCUUGAAAAACCCUUAUAUUCUAUAUAUCUACCAAUAAUAAGAAAGUUGUGGUUGUUCCACAUG